Nerophis lumbriciformis (worm pipefish) is the source of this 1214-nucleotide messenger RNA. It is a transcript of the gene cdkl1, whose product is annotated as cyclin dependent kinase like 1 (CDC2 related kinase). The record is from RefSeq and is a predicted model, not a curated record. Gene Ontology annotation, cellular component: nucleus. Gene Ontology annotation, biological process: protein phosphorylation. Lineage: Eukaryota; Metazoa; Chordata; Actinopteri; Syngnathiformes; Syngnathidae. Gene Ontology annotation, molecular function: protein serine/threonine kinase activity; ATP binding.
CUGGCAAGAGGAGGAAACCUGUUGAGUUUCUCUCGAGUACAUGUGUCUUCAUUACUAAUCUUCCAAAAAGACUUUCCUCCUUUUCGAGGAUGGAGAAGUACGAGAAGAUCGGCAAGAUCGGUGAGGGAUCGUACGGCGUUGUCUUCAAGUGUCGCAACAGAGACUCGGGCCAGAUUGUGGCCAUCAAGAAAUUUGUGGAGUCCGAGGACGAUCCCAUGAUCAGGAAGAUCGCACUGAGGGAGAUCAGGAUGCUUAAGCAACUCAAACACGCCAACCUGGUCAAUCUCAUCGAGGUGUUCCGACGCAAGAGGAAGCUUCACCUGGUCUUCGAGUACUGCGACCACACCGUUCUCCACGAAUUGGACCGACACCCCCGAGGCGUCCCCGAGCACCUGGUGAAGAGCAUCACCUGGCAGACGCUCCAAGCCGUCAACUUUUGCCACAAACACAACUGUAUCCACAGAGACGUGAAGCCGGAGAACAUUCUCAUCACCAAACAGCAGGUCAUCAAGCUGUGCGACUUCGGCUUCGCCCGCAUUCUCACCGGGCCGUGCGACUACUACACAGACUACGUGGCCACCCGCUGGUACCGGGCCCCCGAGCUGCUGGUGGGCGACACGCAGUACGGCCCCCCCGUGGACGUGUGGGCCAUCGGCUGCGUCUUCGCCGAGCUGCUGACCGGGGUCCCUCUGUGGCCCGGAAAGUCCGACAUGGACCAGUUGUACCUGAUCCGCAAGACCCUGGGAGACCUGAUCUCUCGACACCAGCAGGUUUUCAGCAGCAAUCAGUUUUUCAGCGGCCUCGCCAUCCCUGAACCUCCAGAGAUGGAAUCUUUUGAGCUGAAAUAUCCAAACCUGUCACAUCAAACUCUGAGUCUCCUGAAGGCGUGUCUGCGAAUGAAUCCGUCGGAACGUCUUACGUGCGAGCAGCUGCUGCAGCAUCCUUACUUCGACAGCCUGCGGGGGAAGAGCCAAGGCGGCGGCGGCGGGCGGGAGCACGAUCGCUACGGCAACAGGAGGACGCGCUUGCCACGCAAACACCUCCCGGCUGGGUGUUUGCCUCAGCUGACGGGCAGCAGUAUCUUCCCGGCGUUGGACACCAAGAAGUACUACCACAACCUGCGCAAGUUCAACUACCACCUUCCCAACAUUUAAGGUCUGUACUCCCCAGACCUGCGCCACGUCCACGAGCAGGACAAACACUCAGGAACCAAA